This is a messenger RNA of Cygnus atratus (black swan), 5527 nucleotides long. It is a transcript of the gene DGKZ, whose product is annotated as diacylglycerol kinase zeta. NCBI's taxonomy places the organism in Eukaryota, Metazoa, Chordata, Aves, Anseriformes, Anatidae. Gene Ontology annotation, cellular component: nucleus. Gene Ontology annotation, molecular function: protein binding; ATP-dependent diacylglycerol kinase activity. The record is from RefSeq and is a predicted model, not a curated record. The transcript is spliced from 32 exons. The coding region runs from base 125 to 3583 and encodes 1152 amino acids. Gene Ontology annotation, biological process: lipid phosphorylation; regulation of synaptic transmission, glutamatergic; intracellular signal transduction.
CUCGCUCGCCAAACUAGGACUUGGUCGCAGAGGGCUGGCCCGCCGCUGCUCCUCGGCCGCUGCCGCCCGCUCAUCACCUGCAGGGACCUCAGCUCCGUUCCGGAUCAGCCACCACCCGGCCGAGAUGGAAACCUUUUUUAAGAGGCAUUUCGGGAGGAAGGGCCCACCGGGGCCGCGGCAUGCCAGUGUGGUGGCCGUGCCCACCGGCAAGGCCCGCCGCCGCUCCCAGGCCGGGCUGCCCUCCGCCUCGCUGGCCCAGCGCCGCCGCGGCUCCAGCGCCCUGCCGCUGCCCCUCUCCUGCCUGCCCUUGCCCCGCCGCGGCAGCCCCCGCCGCCGCUCCAGCACCACGCCGCCCUGCCUCAGCCCCCGCUUCGCCGUGCAGCAGCACCGUGGCGGCCGGCCGCCAGCCAUCGAUGCCCAACUUCUGGGCUGCCCCGUGCUGCUGGCCGGCCUCCUCCCUGACGGAGAGGAGGGCGAUGGGGCGCCGCGUGCCGACACCUCCGUCUCCUGGCCUCUGGAGGAUGGCGGUGGCCAUGUGGCGAGCGGCGGGGCGGAGCGGAGCGGGCGGUGGGCUGAGGAGAGCUGGCUGACCAUGCUGCCCCGGCUGCGGCCGCUGCAGGCCGGGCUGCUGUCACGGGGCCCCCGCUGCCUGCGCCGCGCCUCCUCCCACCGCCUGCCCACCGACAGCGGCUGCGGCCGGGUCCCCCACGGCCUGCCGGGCCGCUACCGCCGCCUCAGCCAGCGUCGCCUCUCCAGUGACGCCCUGCGGCCCGGGCUGCUGUCCCCCGGCCGCGCGUGGUGGCUGGCCCAGCAGUGCGCAGGGGCAGCCGGGGCCGCCUUCCCCGAGUGCUUGGGACCGGAGCCCGCCUGCUGCCCUGACGGCUGGAGCCCCCGGCUGCUGAAAGCUAUUGCCAAGUCCAGCCUCCAGCACAUGGUAGCCCAGCCAAACCCCACGCUAGCCCUGAGGAGCGAGUCGGAGAGGCAGAUCCGCAGCACCGUGGACUGGAGCGAGACUGCAGUCUAUGGGGAGCACAUCUGGUUUGAGACCAAUGUCUCUGGGGAUUUCUGCUACGUUGGGGAACAGAACUGCAUGGCAAAACUGCUGCAAAAACCUCUCUCCAGGCGUAAGUGUGCAGCCUGCAAGAUCGUAGUGCACACACCGUGCAUAGAACAGCUGGAGAAAAUAAAUUUCCGCUGCAAACCUUCCUUCAGGGAGUCAGGAUCCCGGAAUGUACGGGAGCCUAUAGUUGUCCGGCAUCACUGGGUGCACCGGAGACGGCAGGAAGGGAAAUGCCGGCAGUGUGGCAAGGGUUUCCAGCAAAAGUUUGCCUUCCACAGUAAAGAGAUUGUAGCCAUCAGCUGUUCCUGGUGCAAACAAGCGUAUCACAGCAAAGUGUCUUGUUUCAUGCUGCAACACAUCGAAGAGCCCUGCUCACUGGGGGCUCAUGCUGCUGUCGUUGUUCCUCCCACUUGGAUUUUGCGGGUCCGACGCCCCCAGAACCCGAUGAAAUCCAGUAAGAAGAAGAAGAGGACAUCAUUCAAGAGGAAAUCCAGCAAAAAGGGUGCUGAGGAAGGAAAGUGGAAACCCUUUGUCAUCAAGCCCAUGCCAGCUCCUCUCAUGAAACCCUUGCUGGUGUUUGUGAACCCCAAGAGUGGUGGGAAUCAGGGAGCCAAGAUCAUCCAGUCCUUCAUGUGGUAUCUCAACCCACGGCAAGUGUUUGACCUCAGCCAGGGUGGACCCAAGGAGGCGCUGGAGCUGUACCGCAAGGUCCACAACCUACGGAUCCUGGCGUGUGGGGGAGACGGCACGGUGGGCUGGAUACUCUCCAUUCUGGACCAGCUACGCCUCAACCCACCUCCUCCUGUGGCCAUCCUGCCCUUGGGGACCGGGAACGACUUGGCCAGGACACUGAACUGGGGUGGGGGUUACACAGAUGAGCCUCUGUCCAAGAUCUUGUCACAUGUGGAAGAUGGAAACAUUGUGCAGCUUGAUCGCUGGAACCUCCAUGUGAAGCCAAACCCUGAUGCAAACCCUGAGGAAAAGGAUGAGACAGCUGCUGACAAGCUCCCCUUGGAUGUCUUCAAUAACUACUUUAGCCUUGGCUUUGAUGCACGGGUGACACUGGAGUUUCACGAAUCCCGAGAGGCCAAUCCAGAGAAGUUCAACAGCCGGUUUCGGAAUAAAAUGUUCUAUGCUGGGACGGCUUUCUCCGACUUCCUCACAGGGAGCUCCAAAGAUUUAGCAAAGCACGUCAAGUUGGUUUGUGAUGGGACAGACCUGACCCCCAAGAUCCAGGACCUGAAGCCCCAGUGCUUGGUCUUCCUGAACAUCCCCAGGUACUGUGCAGGCACUAUGCCCUGGGGCAACCCUGGUGAGCACCACGACUUCGAACCACAGCGCCACGAUGACGGCUGCAUUGAAGUCAUCGGCUUCACCAUGACAUCCCUGGCUGCUCUGCAGGUGGGUGGCCAUGGGGAGCGACUGUGCCAGUGCCGGCAGGUGGUUCUCACCACGUCCAAGGCCAUCCCCAUGCAGGUAGACGGGGAGCCCUGCAAGCUGGCAGCUUCCUGCAUCCACAUCUCCCUGCGCAACCAAGCCAACAUGGUGCAGAAGACCAAGCGGCGCAACUCCAUGCCUCUGCUCAAUGACCAGCAGCCAGUACCUGAGCGGCUGCGAAUCCGGGUGAGCCGAAUCAGCAUGCGUGACUACGAGGCACUGCACUACGACAAGGAAAAGCUCAAGGAAGCCUCCGUGCCACUGGGGAUCAUCGUGGUUCCAGGAGACAGUGACCUGGAGUUGUGCCGGACCCAAAUCGAGAGGCUGCAGGAGGAAGGAGAUGGAGCCAAACCGAAGACACUGUCAUCCCAGAAGCUGUCACCAAAGUGGUGCUUCCUGGACUCAACCACGGCGGAUCGGUUCUACAGGAUAGACCGCGCUCAGGAGCACCUCAACUACGUGACAGAGAUCUCUCAGGAUGAGCUCUAUGUGCUGGACCCAGAGCUGGUGAUCACCCAGACUGUGGGCACCUCUCCUGCCAUGCCUGACCUUGUGGACUCAUCCGCUUCACCUACUGGGCACCAUUUUGCAUUCCCCUCCUCUUCCUCCUCUCCACCCUGCUCUCCUGCCCCCAUUGCUGAGGCUGAGCUCUGCCUCCCGCACAAAGAUGACCUUCUGAUAGAAGCUGCCAAGAGCGGCGACUUCAGCAAGUUCCAAGAACUGCACCGGGCUGGAAAAGACCUGAUGGUGCGAGACUCCUCGGGCCGGACCGUCCUGCACCACGCUGUCAAAUCAGGGAGCAAGGACAUCGUCAAAUACAUCAUCGAGAACGCCCCUUCAGAAAUCCUCGAUGCCACAGAGGAAGAGAACGGUGAGACCAGCUUGCACCAGGCUGCAGCGUUACGCCAGCGCACGAUCUGCCACUACAUCGUGGAGGCUGGGGCGUCGCUUAUGAAGACGGACCUGCAGGGAGACACCCCCAAGCACAGGGCAGAGAAAGCCAAUGACCCUGACCUGGCUGCCUACCUCGAGAACCGACAGCACUACCAGAUGAUCCAGCGGGAGGACCAGGAGACAGCUGUGUAGUGCUCAGCGUGCCUUAGCCCAAGCCAGCUCGGGCAGGACGAGAAGAGGACGGCACCUGGCAGAGCUGUGAGUCUGGCCCAGCCCUCCCUAGGUGUCAGCCUAGGAGGAGGAGAUGGAGACAGCAGAGCUCUGCUCCGGGCUGGGCUGGGACUGUGUUUGAGGACAGUGGGUAUUUGGGACUUGAAGCCCGGCUCUUUGUGUGUCCCCCUUUGCCCCUCAUCCACCACGUUCCCUGCUCUGGAUGGGCUCCGUCCCAAAGGCCCACCAGGGGUGGAGCCGCCCAUCACCUUUGCACAGGGGAACGAUGCCAGUGCCCCCGGCAGGUCCUUACCUGUGAUCCACGUGGGAUGUCAUUGCUCGCCCCCCUCCCUGCCGGCAGUGCCCUCCAUUAGCCACUUCACUCGGUUCACAUCCCGUUCCUCCUCUCCUCCCCAGCAGCCGCGGGAGCUGCAGGCAGACAGCAGCAUUGCCUGCGCAGGGGCUGUGAGCCUAAAACCUUGCCCCGAGGGAAGCUCCGCGACUUACGGCCUCUGAGUCCUCUUCCUUCCUGCUGCUUUGGGACUCUGUGGCAGGAGGAAAGUCCCUGGCGUGUUAGGGGACGUGCACCCACCCCUUCCUCAGGGCAUCUGGGACUAGCGCAGCUGGAAGCCUGGCAGCCGCUGCCCUCCUGGUUGCCUUCAGUGCUGGGGUCCGUGCUGCUCUCAGGGAUUCCCCCCGCGCCCCCAACCUGUGGAUGUGCGUCCUCUGAGCAUGACUUCUGCCAUCCCCACAAACUGGACACAGGGCUUUGCAGGGAAAACCUGGGAGGCUGCCCUGCCCAGACACAAGCUCCCUGGGCAGGCUGCCAGCCCACCUCCCAGCUUUUAGCAGAAAGAGGGGUUCGGAUGCAUAGGAAGCAUCAGGGACCUUGGCCCUGAGUCACGCAUGUGAUGGGAUGGCAUUUUGGGUACCACCUGCCACGGGGCACAAGGCACUGUCUGCCCUGCAGAAGCUGUGAGCCCUGAUGUAGCAGAGCAGCCCCUGCAGCAGCUUUUGCAGUAGCAGCAGCAGUCUCUGGGAUGCAGAGGUGCCAGCAGGGGAGGAGAGCAGGCAGCCGAGUGCGUUGUGGACCUCGUUGGCAUGUUCAGUCAGGUCCAGGUUGCUGCUGGCAGGUUGAGUAGCAGGAGAGGAGGCUGGGGCAGCCCCACCGUGCACUCACACCCAGCUGUGGCUGCUGCACAGUGCCGGCUGACACCGUUUGCAUCCCCCCCACGACACCAAUACCAAAAAGAACGAACGUAUCACGAUACCACAGAGAACCACAAUACUGUUCAGGCUUUAGGUUGGGGGGCAGAGUUACCCUUGAGUACGGGGGAAGCUGAGCCAGGGCAGUGCGUGAGGCUGGUGUUGGGGUUCAGCAGCAGAAUCAGCAGUUUAAAUCCUUGUCCUGACUGUGAUGCUCCAGCAGUGCCAGGAGUUCCCAUCAGUGCUGCUCGCUAGCUGCAGAUGGACAAGACUGUCAUCUUCUCAAAGGUGCAAGCUGCUGCCUCCCAGCCAGGGCACCCAGCCUGGCCUGGGGGCGUUUACAGCCCCAGCUUCCCCCUUCCUCCCCAGUUUUGUAUGUUCCUUUAGUUUUUGUACAGGUAGUUCAGAGACACACUGUCCCCCUCCCCACCGGGCCCCUGCGCGCGAGCCGAGUUGCUGUGCAAUUCCACGUCUGGCUGUUUUUUAGGCAGAGGCGGAGGGGGUGUUUGUAGCCCUUCCCGCAGAGGGCAGGGGAUCUGUGCAAUACCUGGUUCUGUGUUUCCCAGAUGCUGUCGUAGGACUGUAUUUUUGUAACUCUGUAAGGGUGCCGGCUCUAGCAGGCCCAGGGCCUGGCAUGAGCCUGCGCUCCCAUUGCUUUUCAACUUUGACUGUUUGGAUGUUGUUGUUUCUUGCCAUUGAAAUAAAGAGUUGGAUGUUUUA